AUGAGCAAAGGCCUGGAUCUGGGACCAGAAGGUCAUAAGCAGAAGCCAUCGAACAGCUCUGAGGGGGACCAAAGGGGCACUGCCAUGGUGGAGGGCAUGGCCAUCCUCCAGGACCCGGUGGGGUCCCCCAUGGCCAUGGCCAUGGCCCAGGGCACUGUCCUGGAGGGAACCACCCCCCAGGGCCAUGCGGGGUUCCCCCUGGUCAUGGCCCAGUGCAUGGCCCUGGAGGCAGCCACCCCCCAGGACCCUGUGGGCCCUCACCUGGUCACCAUCACUGAGGAAGCAGAAGAAAACAGGACACAAGAUGGGGAGCCUGACAAGCUGCAGCAAACUGCAGAGAAAAGACGUAUCAACUAUCUCGUGGACCUGACCACACUCUGCCAGCUAUUCCCUGAUGGGGGAGCCAGCAAGUACCCUGGAGUGAGUGGCUACUGGAGUCUGGGCUUCAAGUCCGAGGGGCGCAGACCCAGACCGAGGUCCAAGUCCAGGUGGACGGGAAGAAAGGCCCAAUUUGAGCAGAUGCCUAGCCUCACUGGGGAAGAUGGCGCUGAGCGGAGCCGAGAGAAGAGUGGGACUAACGUCGCCCGACCUGCCGACCCCUCGGCGUCCGGCGCUGUGAAGCGCGGGCGCGGAGCGGCGCCCUCUUUCCGGCUGGAAGCCCCUGCGUUUCCAGUUGUGAGCAUCUCUGCAUGUUCCCCAGACAGGUCCCAGACCAAGGCUGUGGCCCCUGAGGCAAGUCCAGAGAGAAGCUGCUCCCUCCACAGCUGCCGCUUUGAGGACCCUUUCAGUUCUUCGGGACCCCCACCAACAACUUCCACUCUCCAGCCUGUGGGUCUGUGCAGCCCCUUGGCUCCUGUGCACUUCACCUAUCCCCGGGCACCACAGGAAUACCAGGGGGGCAGUUCCCUGCUAGGACUUGGGGACCGGGCAGCUCUGUGUUCCCAUGGCUCCAGCCUCAGCCCAUCCCCAGCCCCCUCACGGCAUGACGGGGCCUGGAAGCCACCCUCUGUGCAGCACCAUGUGGUCAGCGUCAGGCAGGAACAAGCCUUCCAAAUGCCAAAGAGCUAUUCCCAGCUGAUUGCUGAGAGACCAGUGGCUGUGCUGCUGCUGUGUCUGGCUGUCGUCCUCCUCUGCACCCUGGCUGGACUGUUGGGGGGCCAGCUGCCCGACUUCUCCGAGCCUUUGUUGGGCUUUGAGCCUCGGGACACGGACAUUGGGCGCAAGCUAGUGGUCUGGAGAGUACUGCAGGCCCUCACAGGCCCCAGGAAGCUGCUUUUCCUUUCCCCAGACCCCAGGGAGCUGAACAGCUCAACCUCCCACACUGUUCUGAGCCCUGCACCCUGGGGCAGCGCCCAGGAGGGCGUUGUUCAGCCUCGGAGGAUGGUGGAGUUCCUGGAGAACAGAGGGCAGGAGAGCUUCUUCUGUGGCCCCCCCGAGAAGAGCUAUGCACAGCUGGUGUUCAUGUCCACUUCAGAGGGCAGCCUGUGGAACGUGCACGCCAUCCAUUCCAUGUGUCGCAUGGAACAGGACCAGAUCCGCUCCCAUACCCACUUUGGGGCUCUGUGCCAGCGUACAGCAGCCAACGAGUGCUGCCCCAGCUGGUCCAUGGGCAAUUAUGUGGCUGUGCUCUCCAACCGCUCCUCCUGCCUGGACACUACCCAAGCUGAUGCAGCCCACAUACUGACCCUGCUUCGGGCCUGUGCCCCCUACUACCACCGUGGUGCCCUGGUGCCCUCUUGUCUGGGACCCAGGCAGGACAAGUCCCCACACUGUGCCCAGAUUCCCACCAAAUGCUCCUGGAGUAGUGCCAUCUACCAACUCCUGCACUUUUUGCUGGACAAGGACUUUCUGAGUCCCCAGACUGCUGACUACCAGGUGCCCUCCCUCAAGUACAGCCUUCUCUUCCUGCCCACCCCAAAGGGUGCCUCUAUGAUGGACAUCUACCUGGACCGCUUAGCCGUCCCUUGGGGGCUCUCGAACAACUAUACGUCCGUCGCCGGCAUGGACCUGGGCCUCAAGCAGGAGCUGCUGAGACACUACCUGGCCCAGGAUACGGUGUACCCCUUGUUGGCCCUGGCUGCCAUCUUCCUGAGCAUCGCCCUCUACCUGCGCUCGCUCUUCCUGGCGCUCAUGGUCUUGCUGGGGGUGCUGGGCUCCCUGCUGGUUGCCUUCUUUCUGUACCGCGUGGCCUUCCGCGUGGCCUACUUCCCCUUCGUCAAUCUGGCGGCCCUCAUCCUGCUCAGCAGCGUCAGUACCAACCACACGCUCAUCUUCUUCGACCUAUGGCGCCUCAGCAAGAGCCAGCUGCCCUCUGGGGGACUGGCGCAGCGCGUGGCUCGCACCAUGCACCACUUCGGCUACCUGCUGCUAGUCUCUGGCCUCACCACGGGCGUGGCCUUCUACGCCAGCUACCUGAGCCGCCUACCAGCCGUGCGCUGCUUCGCGCUCUACAUGGGUACGGCUGUGCUGGUGCACAUGGCGCUGACGCUGGCCUGGCUGCCCGCGUCCGCGGUGCUCCACGAGCGCUUCCUGGCGCGCGGCUGUGCGCCCCCGGCGCAGGGCCCAUGGGGCUGCAGCGCGCCCCGCCUGCUGCCCUGUGGCGUCAUCAAGUUCCGCUACAUCUGGAUCUGCUGGUUUGCGGCGCUGGCAGCUGGAGGUGCCUACAUCGCCGGCGUCAGCCCCCGCCUGGGACUGCCCGAGCUGCCGCCGUCUGGCGGCCAGGUCUUCCGGCCUAGCCACCCCUUCGAGCGCUUCGACGCAGAGUACCGCCAGCAGUUCCUGUUCGAGCGGCUGCCUCAGGGGGAGGGCGGCCACAUGCCCGUGGUUUUGGUGUGGGGAAUCCUGCCUGUGGAUACUGGCGACCCCCUGGACCCUCGCAGCAACAGCUCACUGGUGAGCGACCCUGCCUUCUCGGCCAGUAGCUCCGAGGCCCAGCGCUGGCUGCUGGCACUCUGCCAUAGGGCCCGGAAUCAGAGCUUCUUCGGCACCCAGCCAGAGGGCCGGUCCACGCUGUGCUUUGUGGAGGCCCUCCAGCGCUGGAUGGAGAGCCCCAACUGCGCCCGCCUGGGUCCUGACCUCUGCUGUGGCCGCUCAGGCUUCCCUUGGGCCCCCCAGCUUUUCCUGCACUGCCUCAAGAUGAUGGCUCUGGAGCAAGGCCUCCAUGGCACCCGUGACCUGGGACCCCGCUUUGAUGCCCACGGCAGCCUGGUUGCCCUGGUCCUGCAGUUCCAGACCAACUUCCAGUACAGUCCAGACUACGGCCAGACCCACCAAUUCUACACUGAGGUCAGCCACUGGCUGGCAGUGCAGCUGGGCAUGGCACCUCCAGGCCUCCGCCAUGGUUGGUUCACAAGCCGUCUGGAGCUGUACAGCCUGCAGCACAGCCUGAGCACUGAGCCUGCUGUGGUGCUGGGUCUAGCCUUGGCACUGGCCUUUGCCACACUACUGCUGGGCACCUGGAAUGUUCCACUCAGCCUGUUCUCUGUGGCAGCAGUGGCAGGCACUGUCCUACUCACUGCAGGACUCCUGGUUCUCCUCGAGUGGCAGCUCAAUACUGCUGAGACCCUCUUUCUCUCUGCCUCUGUGGGCCUUUCAGUAGACUUCACUAUCAACUACUGCAUCUCCUAUCACCUGUGCCCACAUCCUGACCGCCUGAGCCGCGUGGCCUUCUCACUGCGCCAGACCAGCUGUGCCACGGCAGUGGCGGCUGCAUCCCUGUUUGCAGCUGGUGUGCUCAUGCUGCCUGCCACAGUUCUGCUCUAUCGCAAGCUGGGCAUCGUCCUCAUGAUGGUCAAGUGCGUCAGCUGUGGCUUUGCCAGCUUCUUCUUCCAAUCUCUAUGCUGUUUCUUUGGGCCAGAGAAGAACUGUGGACAGAUCCUCUGGCCCUGUGCCCACCUGCCAUGGGACACUGGAACUGGGGAGCCCGGUAGGGAGAAGGCAGGCCAUCCACGACCAGGGCCAGGAGGAGGGGCACCUGGGUCCUGCUCAGAGCACUAUGAGCUACAGCCCUUGGCACGACGCCGAAGCCCCAGCUUUGACACCAGCACAGCCACCAGCAAGCUGUCCCACCGGCCCUCAGUACUCUCUGAAGAUCUGCAGCUGCAUGAUGGCCCCUGCUGCACCCGACCCCCACCAGCCCCUGCUUCCCCAAGGGAGCUGCUCCUAGACCACCAAGCAGUUUUCAGCCAGUGCCCAGCCCUGCAAACCUCCUCGCCCUAUAAGCAGGCUGACCCCAGCCCCAAAACCCGGGCCGGGCAGGACUCCCAAGGGCAGAAGGCUGAGACCCCGCAGGCCUCACCAGAAGCCUCAGCCGACUCCCCUAAGUCCAAGGCUGCAGAGCCUCCAAAUGGCCUCUGCUCCUCAGCCAGCACCUUGGAGGGGCUCAGUGUCUCUGAUGAGACCUGCCUAAGCACCUCUGAGCCCAGUGCCCGUGUACCAGAUUCCGUGGGUGCCUCCCCAGAGGACCUGGAUGACACUGGCCAGCCACUACCUGAACGAGGCCAGCUGAAUGAGAAGCGGGACACCCUAUGGCUGGCACUGAGGGAGACAGUGUAUGACCCGUCACUGCCUGACUCCCACCAGAGCAGCUUGUCUUGGAAGGGCCGCGGAGGGCUGGGGGACGGCAGCCCUGUGGUGCUGCCCAACAGCCAGCCAGAUCUGCCAGACGUUUGGCUGCGCAGGCCCAGCACCCACACCUCAGGCUACAGCAGCUGAAGGCGGCCUGGUGAGGCCGGACUGGGGCACAGAGCCCUGUGGGGGAUGAGUGGAGACUGAAGGCAUUUCUCCAAAUCGACAUGGAGAGGUCUCACCCUCCAACUGUGGAUUUUAAACCAUGCUAGAUGUUCCAGCCUUGCUCUGGCUGCUGCUUACUCCUCACAUCUGGAGGAUUCCGUGGGGAGGGUUUUUGGAGGGGAACACCAGGCUCUCCCUGUAUCCUGCUGAGGACUUGUCUGCUGCCCAGCACCAACAAGGACCCAUCCUCUGGAAAGGAAGAAGGCCAGAUGUAACCUUAGGGGAGACUGACCUGGCCCCCAUCCCAAGUGGCAAGAAGUUCAGUAAGACUAAGGGACCCCAUCCCUGGGACCCUGUUGGGGCACCUCACUGACUAGAAGAGCACACAGGCACCUCUGCAGCCUCCUGGGUCCCACCCCUUUCAUGGGCUCUUCAUCAGGACACUUCCCUCUCUUUGGGAAGUGUCUCUAGGCCAGAAUUGGGCUGGGGCCUCUGUCCCGAACUGCCCUGCUCUCCUCACACUCACCAGUCUGUCCAGAAAUUCUCCAAUACUGGGCAGAGAUGGCUUCUGUGAGUGAAGCAGAAGGAGGAUGGCCAGCCUUGGAGCCUCCCUAAUUUCAAGACAGUCCCUCGCUGGAAGUAGGCUCUGGUGCUUUCCCCUUAAUAAACAACCAUAAUCCUUUACACCCCUGCACCUUUUAAGUCUCCUUGGAAUCUCACCACUUCACUACAGAGUAGCCUGCUGCUGGUCAGGUUCCUUCACCCCCAAUUUACAUGUGAAGACGUUAAGACUAAGUAAGGUUAAUUGAUUUACCCCAAGUCACAUAGCUAGUAAGUGGCAGAGCAGUUUCCUGACUCAUUGCACCACUACAACUCCUAGUCUCCUGGCACCUGCCUCAGGGACAGCCUUUGGCUGUCUUGAUCCUUCACCUCUAGCACCUUCCUCCAACCUGCCUUCUCUGGUCUCUGUAAGUAAACCCCUCUUCCCCCUUUGGGCCUCCGUCUCCAGAGAGAGUUGUACUCUGAACAAACCCCCAAGUUCCUCCCCAUCUCCUCUGUGCUUUCCUCUGGAAUCUGGCAGAGGUGCCUACCAGCCAUGGGGCAUCCUGGCUGAUCUGAUUCUCAGGCUUCAGGAACAUGCCUCUUCUAUGGCUGCAGUAUAUGGAGAAGCCCCUCCAGGAGAGGUAUUGAGGGGCAGAAGAGGUUGAACAGAAUCCAUUUAAGGCAGGAAGUCAGGCCUGCCCUUUUGAGAGUGUGUGAGUCUAGGUCCCUAACAUGUUAAGGACAGGUCACUCUGGGGGACACUCAGAAGACCAAAGGCUGGCUUCCCCUCACUAAAGCAGAGUCUGGUUGGGGGGUUUUGUCCCGUGGGAGACCUCAUGAUGCCGGGCAGGUAGCAUCAAAAAGUUUAUUGAAUACCUACUUCGCAUAUGUUAUUACAAGGGACAGAGGUGUGGAAGGAAAAUCGAACUACCCUCGAAGAGCUCACUUUCUAGCUGGGGAGACAGCAAGCAGACAUCAGAUGGGCUAGCAAUGGCACCAUAUUCCUGGCACCAUCAUUAUUGCUGGAGCACAAGUAACCAGGACUGGGUAACCAAGAAGGCUUCCUGGAGGAGGAAUGACUUGGGCUGGACUUCAGAAGACCAAGUAUCACAGACUGGAAGGGGUCUUAGCGAUCAUCUAUUCCAGCAGUUUUCAAACUUUGUAGCCUCAUGACACUUUCUUCAAAGAAGCUUUAUGUGGAAACAAUACGUAAAACAGAUAAAAAGCAGCUACUAUGGUAGGUGCUGGGGAUGGAGAGGGUGGUACAGAGACAGCUUAGCCUCCCUUUCCACUGCAGCCUCUUCUAGGGCCCUGGAGCACCCCUCAGGCUCCUGGCAGCUCCACAGAAUGUGGUAUGAAGACCACUGAUCCAGGCCAUUUUACAGAUGAGUAUCAGAAAAGGGAGGGUAUUUUUCCAGGGCCAGUCUUUGGCAGAGCUGGAGGCAAGUUAGAGAGUGUUUCUGUUUUGUUUUGUUUUGUUCUGUUCCCAUAUUCUUGAGACCUAACUCCCAUCCCAAGUAGCCCAUAAGAAGUAGAGCAGAACCACAAAUGAGACAUGGGAGUGGUAGAAGAGACAAGACAAUAGGCAGGAAUGACAGGCUCCUUUACAAGAUAAGUAAAUCAAGAUAAGUAACUCCUGAGGCUAGGAAGAGGAGGCAGUGACUAGGAUCUAAUUUGUUCCUGUUCCCCUAGGGGUCUACUGGGAACUCUCUCUCUUCAUGUCCAAGUAGCAUUCAGCCUCCCUGGCCUCAGGCUGCUCAUUAGGGUCCUGGCUUUAUCCCACAGGCUGGUCUCAUCUUGGACAAUAAGCCACAGGGAGGGCAAGACCCCUCCUUCUGAGCAUGAGCAGAAGUCCUGCCUUGACUCAAAAGAGAGUCCAGCAUCUUAGUUGCUUCUCAGCAACUCACCCAGGCUCUUCUUCACCCUUUGUAACCUCAGCCUUGUUCAUAAGGACGAUUAUAACUCAAGGUCUGCAGAUGUUUAUGCUUAAGAGAAGAAAUUCACCAGGAAGAUGAUAAACAAAAGAAAGCCACUAUGUGCUAUGUAAAUGUCUGGCUGUCCAAAGCCACCCUGUGUGGAAGAGCCCUGAAAGGACAUUAAUAAAUUUCUGUUAUAAUUAUUAUCA
This is a messenger RNA of Galeopterus variegatus (Sunda flying lemur), 7399 nucleotides long. It is a transcript of the gene DISP2, whose product is annotated as dispatched homolog 2 (Drosophila). NCBI's taxonomy places the organism in Eukaryota, Metazoa, Chordata, Mammalia, Dermoptera, Cynocephalidae. The transcript has 15 exons. Bases 1 to 4713 code for a protein of 1570 amino acids. The record is from RefSeq and is a predicted model, not a curated record.